Messenger RNA from Aspergillus niger, 1272 nucleotides. RefSeq lists its product as uncharacterized. The transcript has a single exon. The record is from RefSeq and is a predicted model, not a curated record. Gene Ontology annotation, cellular component: extracellular region; fungal-type cell wall; cell surface. The annotation marks the transcript as partial. Gene Ontology annotation, biological process: cell wall organization. Gene Ontology annotation, molecular function: glucan endo-1,3-beta-D-glucosidase activity; 1,3-beta-glucanosyltransferase activity. Lineage: Eukaryota; Fungi; Ascomycota; Eurotiomycetes; Eurotiales; Aspergillaceae.
GUCGCGGGCACCACCACCUCUCUGGCUAGCGGUACUCAGACCUACGGUGGUGUCACCACCAUCGUCGAGACCUCGACCACCGUCACCUGCCCCUACGCCACCGUUUCUCCCUCUGGCUCCACCGUCACCAGCAUCAUCCAGACCACCACCUACGUCUGCCCCGAGGCUGGUACCUACACCAUUGCUCCCACCACCACCUACGUUCCCUCUAAUACCGUCGUGACCUACCCCACCGUCUCCACGGUCACCCCCGGCACAUACACCCACAGUGCUAUCACUGUCACCGCCACUGUUACCGACUACACCUACACUUGCCCCUUCGCCAACGCCAACGAGCCCACCAGCACCCCGGCUGCCGCUACCACUAGCGCUGUUGUUGUGACUACCCCCGCUCCUGCCACCACCACUGCUGCCGCUGUCACUUCCUCCGUCCAGUCCAGCACUGUGGCCAGCUCCAGCGCCGCCGCCAGCUCUGGCGUCAGCGCCAGCGGCAACAGCAUGGGAAUGACCUACACUCCCUACAGCAACUCCGGUGGUUGCAAGUCCAAGGCCACCGUUGAGUCGGACAUUGAGACCAUCGCCAACAAGGGCUUCACCCACAUCCGUCUCUACUCCACCGACUGCAGCACCCUCGAAUACGUUGGUGCCGCUGCCAGCAAGUACGGCCUCAAGCUGAUCCUCGGUGUCUACAUCUCCAGCACCGGCACCUCGGGUGCUCAGGACCAGGUUACUGCAAUCACCGAGUGGGGUCAGUGGUCGAUGGUUACCCUCAUCGUUGUCGGUAACGAGGCCAUCUCCGACGGCUACGCCACCGCCAGCGAGCUCGCCACCUUCAUCUCCUCCUGCAAGUCUAGCUUCGAGGCUGCCGGCUACACUGGCCAGGUCACCACCACUGAGCCCAUUGACAUCUGGCAGGAGUACGGCAGCAGCACCCUCUGCUCUGUCGUCGACGUCCUGGGUGCCAACAUCCACCCCUUCUUCAACUCGGAGACCACUGCCGCUGAGGCCGGUACCUUCGCCGCCUCCGAGGUCGCUCUUCUGAAGAAGAUCUGUACCAACAUGGAUGUCAUCAACCUCGAGACUGGUUGGCCGAGCAAGGGUAACGCCAACGGUGCUGCCGUCCCCGGUGCCACCGAGCAGGCUACCGCCAUCAAGGGCAUCCGCGAGUCCGUUGGUGAGCUGUCGGUCUUCUUCUCCUACGCCAACGACCUGUGGAAGGACCCCGGCGAGUACGACGUUGAGCAGUACUGGGGUUGCAUUGACCAGUUCUAA